Molecule: messenger RNA, 1491 nt
Organism: Candidula unifasciata
Lineage: Eukaryota; Metazoa; Mollusca; Gastropoda; Stylommatophora; Geomitridae
Source: the annotation of a GenBank genome assembly
AUGGUGUGGAUUUUUCUACUGCUAGUUCUGCUGUUGGUGAUACUGGCUAUACUGUUUGUGUUCUCCGUGUCGGCAUCUCAUGAUACUUUCCAAAAGAUGAACAUCGACUCUCCGCCAGCAUCCAGGCUCCUUGGACAUUUUGGUGCCGCUCUGAAAAAGGGUAUCUUUACAACUCAGCUGGAGAUAUAUAAUCUGUACAAGGAUAAGAAGGUAUAUGGAACCUAUGAUGGUUGUCAUCCUGUUCUCAAUAUCAAAGAUCCAGAUAUGAUCAAAGAAAUCAUGGUGAAAUCCUUCAACAGCUUCGUCAAUCGACGUUCAUUUUUCGAUCUUGACCCUCCUUUUAAGGAAAUGCUGGUCAGCUUAAAGGAUGAUCAGUGGAAACAUGUGAGAAAAAUAAUGAGUCGAACAUUCACCUCAGGUCAAAUUAAAAGAAUGUCAAAACACAUGGAAAGAAAAUCGCAACAGCUUGUUGAUUUACUGCACAGAAAGCAAGAAAGUAAUGAUGAUGAUGACAUUGAACUCAAGAACAUUAUCUCCUGUUUCACUUUGGAUGUGAUUGCCAGUGUUGGGUUUGGUGUGGAGAUCAGCAGUAUGGAAAACCCUGACAAUCCAUUUGCUGUUCAUGCCAAGCAGUCAAUCAAUUUGUCACCCCUUUUGCUUUCCCUUGCCUUCUUCGCUCCAUGGUCACUGACUUUGCUUCAAAAGGCAGGGGUGAGUACGAUACCAAAGGCUACAAGGGAAUACUUUACUAAAAUAAUUGAUGCUGCAAUUGAAAACAGAAAAGAGGAAGGACAAGCAGGAAAAGUCAACGACUUUUUGGAUCUUCUUAUCAAUUCUGAAGAAGAGUCAGGGCAAACUGAGAAGUAUUACUUAACCAGAUCUGAAAUCCAUGGACAAGCACUGGUGUUCAUCCUGGCCGGUUAUGACACCAUUUCUACAGUCCUGUCAUUUACACUGUUUCUGCUCACUGUGCACCCUGAGUAUUGCCAGAUAGUGCAGAAGGAGAUGGACGAAAAAAUAGGAAAUGAAUCACCCAACUAUGACAACAUUCAGGGCCUCACAUACAUGGAUAUGUGCCUCAAUGAGACCAUGAGACUCUACCCUCCUGCCUUUUUCAUUGACAGAGUCUGUGCCGAAGACACAACUGUCCAUGGAAUCCAGAUACCUAAGAAUAUGGUCGUCGCAUUUCCUGUAUACGCCCUUCAUCGUGACCCAGAAUUCUGGACUGAACCUGACAAAUUCCAGCCUGAGAGAUUCAGUGCAGAGAACAAAGAUUCCCAUCAUCCCUAUGCUUAUCUCCCAUUUGGCAAUGGACCCAGAAACUGUGUUGGUAUGAGGCUGGCUCUCAUGGAGCUGAAGAUUGCUCUCUCAUACAUCUUGAAAGAUUUCACUCCUGUAACUUGUGAAAAAACUGUGUACCCAAUCAAACUCAAGAAACUGCAGCUGAUUGCAGAAGAUGGCUUGUGGGUGAAGCUUAGCGCUAGAAAAUAG